AUGGCUCGUCGGCAAAGUACGACGCCAAGUUCUCAGGGUCGCAGAAUUGGGUCAACAGUAGUGCCAAAGAUUCGUCUUCAAACAAGUUCGCGGCGAGCCACACAGAGAAUCGCUUUAGCCGGUGAAGGUUCAGCAUCAUCAACAAACAUCGCAAGCCGCCCGGCAUUAAACAACGACGAAACAUCUGGCAGGACCCUUGACUUUGCACUAGGAGAUUCAACAUACUACAACUCGGCAGUUUUAACAGGUCUGUCCCCUUCCCGUGACGGACACUCGCAACCUUCAGCCCUGCCAGCCUUUCAAACUCAACCGUCCCAGAACCCACCGGCACUAUCUCAACGCGGUCCUUCUUGGGGCGGCCUACUGCAUGCGUUAGAACCACCUCAUCAACGAGACUUGCCCUUGGAAGGUGUCCAAGAAGCGUGUCUCUUACGAUAUUUCAUAGAAGAGUUGUCCCAUUGGUUUGAUCUGGUUGAUCCGCAGCGAAGAUACCAACUGGUUGUUCCGGAACGAGCCAGGCGAUAUCCCCCCUUACUAAAUGCCAUAUUAGCAAUGUCCGCACGGCAUUUAUGCCGCGUUGAGAAAUACAAGACACCCCGAGGAAUCGUAUAUCGCGGCCAGCCAUUACCAAAUCUCAGUUCACACUCCGCAGUUGAGUAUAUGCUUAAGUGUAUCCCCGUCCUCAAAGACUUUCACACUACGCAGGAUGGAGAGACUAGAGAACUCAUCGUGACAACGGCUGUGAUUCUGCGUCACUUUGAGGAGUUAGACGAUGAAGAUGAAGAUCCUGCUCUUGAUACUCACCCAGACGAGGGUGUAAACUUCCUCGCGAUUCUGAACGCUGUUCUACGAAGUCUAACCUCGGAUGAUCUUAUUAACCGUCGAGAACUUCUUAUUGCAUCUUACUGGGUUGCUUUGCGACAAGAAGUCUACUAUGCUCUUCGGAAAGGAUAUCCAGCGCAGAUGGUUGAACCACCUGCUGAGUGGUCAGAUAUAUCGCCAGCGAAUAGAAUCGUCUUCCAUACGAGUCAGGUCACAAAAUGGUUGUUUGACGACAAGUCCGAGAGUGGAUGGCACAAACUCAAAGAACAAGAGGAAUAUCUUGAUCAAUACGUAACCGGCCGCUUUGAACCCAUUCUUCAUCGACCACCAGACCGCGUCUUGGGAGAAGUAUUUCCUACAAUGUGGUAUGCUUCACCGAUCGCCUUAACAGGUAUGCAACACAUGAUGAUAGCGAAGAUGAUCUUAAUCGCAGAGUCACCUCUCCUCUCACAAGCUGAGGAUGUUCGUACUGCAUAUCGCAAAGCCGAAGGCGAGGUGCGAAACCUAGUCCUUCAAGUCUGCGGCACUGCCGUCCAACAUCCCGAUACCCAACCAGGUCUCGUAAAUGCCAUCCUAGCUAUACAAAUGUAUGGGAGCUACUUCACCGAUCCAUGGGAACAAGAAGCACUUAAGAAGACGGUUCAGUUGUUUAAGGAUUGCCAGGCUUGGCCGCUACCCAAAGCUUUGAGGGAGCGAUAUUAUAAGCCAUAG
This is a messenger RNA of Fusarium mangiferae, 1533 nucleotides long. RefSeq lists its product as uncharacterized. Gene Ontology annotation, molecular function: transcription cis-regulatory region binding; DNA-binding transcription factor activity. Gene Ontology annotation, biological process: positive regulation of transcription by RNA polymerase II. The record is from RefSeq and is a predicted model, not a curated record. The transcript has 5 exons. The coding region runs from base 1 to 1533 and encodes 510 amino acids. NCBI's taxonomy places the organism in Eukaryota, Fungi, Ascomycota, Sordariomycetes, Hypocreales, Nectriaceae. Gene Ontology annotation, cellular component: nucleus.